Messenger RNA from Vanrija pseudolonga, 1632 nucleotides. It is a transcript of the gene GSH2, whose product is annotated as Glutathione synthetase. Gene Ontology annotation, cellular component: cytosol. Gene Ontology annotation, molecular function: glutathione synthase activity; ATP binding; glutathione binding. The record is from RefSeq and is a predicted model, not a curated record. Gene Ontology annotation, biological process: glutathione biosynthetic process. Bases 25 to 1584 code for a protein of 519 amino acids. NCBI's taxonomy places the organism in Eukaryota, Fungi, Basidiomycota, Tremellomycetes, Trichosporonales, Trichosporonaceae. The transcript has 3 exons.
CCCUCACAUCUCCCCACCACCACCAUGUCGCUCCCAGCCUGGCCACCCAAGACGAGCGACGCGCAGCUCGCCGCGCUACUCAACGAAGCAUCCACCUACGCCCUCGCGCACGGCUUCACGCUCCUCCCCCCGCACCCGGCGAGCGGCGCGCCGCCCGCGCCGACCCACGCCAUCGCCGCGCCGCUGUCGCUCUUCCCCACCCCGUUCCCGCGGGCAGAGUACACGCGCGCGCGCUCCAUCCAGCGCCUGUACAAUGCGCUCUACGCGCGCAUCGCGCUCGACUGGGCGUUCUUGGACGGCAUCUUUGAGGAGGUCGCCAAGGUCGACGAGUUCCAGGCCGAGCUUUGGACAAGGUGGAAGGCCGUCCGGGACGAGCUGCAGCGUGUGCAGAAGCCUCUCCAGCUCGGUAUCUUCCGCUCUGACUAUCUCCUCCAUGCCAGCGGGAACGAGAGCGCGAUCAAGCAGGUCGAGUUCAACACCAUCGCAUCGUCCUUCGGCGCCCUGUCGCAGAAGGCUGGAGAGCUGCACCGCUACCUCGCUGCGUCUGGAUCGUUCUUCGACGCUGCGCCCCAGCUUGCCGACGCGACUGCGUACCCCGACAACAAGAGUCUGGUGAACAUUGCCGCUGGUCUCGCGGACGCGUGGAAGGCGUACGGUAACCCCAAGGCGAUUGUCCUCGUCGUCACCCAGGACGGCGAGCGCAACAUCUUUGACCAGCGUGCGCUGCAGUACGAGCUGCAGGCGACCCACGGGAUCAAGUCGAUCCGCCACACGUUCGCCGAGCUCGACGUGCUCGCCAAGCACGGCGGUGACAAGCAGACCCUCCUCAUCCCCAACCCGCUCACGCCCAACGAGGCGCCCGCCGAGGUCGCUGUCAUCUACUACCGCGCCGCGUACACGCCCAACGACUACACGACCGGCAAGGAGUGGGACACGCGUGUGUUCCUCGAGCGGUCGGCCGCGAUCAAGUGUCCCUCGCUUGCCCUGCAGCUUGCCGGAGCGAAGAAGGUGCAGCAGAUCCUCGCGGAACCAGGACAACUCGAGGAGUUCUUGUUGAACCCCGCCCGCCCCGACACAGGGUUCGGUGCUGGUGCGGGGACGCUCAAGCAGGCCGACAUCGACGCGCUUCGCGAGACUUUCACUGGGUUGUGGCCGCUUGACGACUCGCCGCUGGGCAAGGAGGCGCAGCAGCUGGCCAAGUCGCACCCCGAGCGCUUCGUGCUCAAGCCGCAGCGCGAGGGUGGCGGUAACAACAUCUACCGUGGUGACAUCCCCCCAUACCUCGCCAAGCUGGACGCCGAGAGCCGGCCAGGAGAGGCACCCAAGCGCGAGGGGUACAUCCUCAUGGAGCUGAUCACGCCGCCCGAGGACGUGCACAACUGGCUCGUUCGCGGCGGCGAGGGCAAGCCGCGUCUCGCUGAUGUCGUGUCCGAGCUGGGCGUAUACGGCGUCUCGCUCUUCGGCGACGGCAAGACGGUGGUCAACAAGGAGGCCGGCACGCUGCUAAGGACCAAGGGUCGUGAGAGCGACGAGGGCGGUGUGGCAAUUGGAAUCAGUUCGAUCGACUCGCCGCUGCUGGUGUAAUCGGAUAGAGAUAGACAGGGGCAUGACAUGCAUGGGUGUAUACGGGCU